GGGCCGGCCACAUGGGCACGCUGCUCCAAACCUCUCUCCACCACGCCACCAUCAUCGCCUCCCAACGCCCAGAAACCUGCCAUUGAACCCUCGCCUCGGUACGCUCUGAAUGGCACAGCUCAGACUGGCCGCCAUUGACGCCACUCUAUAGCGACGACGCCGACGACUCUGGUCCUCCUCGGAGGCCACUGUCGGAAGCGCUUCCAGCCCGUAUGCGCGCAACACCAGCUCGUUGCCACGCCCGCGUCCCAGUCUAAGGGUCCGCCAUGCCAGCAGAGUCCAAUGUUCAAGAUGUCACCAGCCCGGCCUCACCUCGGACUCGCACCAUGCCUCAGCCCAGCACAAACCCAACCACGGCCGCUGGUAGCAGCAGCAGCAGCGCAGCGACAGAGAAGCCCCGACGCUGGGUGAAGCGAUACCGGACAGAGGUCUCGGCCAGCUCUGCCAGUGUCCUGUCGACCAUCACCGCUUUCCCACUCGACAGCGUAAAGACUCGCCUGCAGACAUAUCCGUACAAAGGGUUUCUCGACUGCGUCAACACUACAUACAAAGCCGAAGGCAUGCGAGGUUUCUUCCGAGGCGUCACCGCUCCACUUGCCAGCGUAACUCUUGUCCGGACCGUGUCUUUCUCGAUAUACCAGCGCUCCAAGUACACCUACUCCGACUGGAUGGGCAAGAACUUGGGUUUCUGUCCCCUCGAUCAUGUCAACAAAACCGGUGCCUACCCGACACUUGGUACUUUGGCCUGUUUUGGCCUUGCCGGAGCCACAGCAGGCUCCGGGAUCACCUUCAUUGCCUGUCCAUUCGAAUUGACCAAGCUCAGCGCUCAAGUGUCAGUUCUCAUGGCCAACCAGAAGAACGCGGAUCCAAAACGGCAGGCUAUUGCGCUGAGCUACCACAACAAGGGAACAUUCCAGACCCUGGCCAACAUCGUAAAACAUCGAGGAAUAAGUGGAAUGUACACAGGUCUCAACCUGCAUUUGUUGAGAGACACGCUCGGCACUGGUAUAUAUUUCGCCACAUACGAGAGCAGCAAGCAGAUUCUCACCACUGUAAGCGGCAAGGACGCCCACAAAAAUCCAAUCGCAGUCCUGGUUGCUGGCGCGUUAUGUGGCAUUGUGUCGUGGGCACUGAUAUACCCAAUUGACUCCGUCAAGAGCAUAUACCAACGCAACGCGCUCAUGUACUCACGGAAGGAGAAGGUCCCGCUGCCAAAGAUCCGCUGGUUCCGACGAGACAUGUAUCGGGGCCUCGGAGUGUCAAUGGGGCGCUCCGCGGCUGUCAAUGCCGUCUUCUUCUCCGCAUUCGAGUUCUUCAAGAAGAAGAUCAAUGCCCUGGAAGACACGGAGCCAGGCCGGAGUCUAUGAGGGGGGAGAGAGAAAGGGGGGGGGGCAUAAACCCCAUUUUAUCGCAGCACGACGACGCGGCAGAUUGUGCCACUUUAUUGUUGUUUUUCAUCAGGCGGGCCCCAUGACAGGCCGAGAAGCAUCAUUUUCAGGACCGGCGUUUUUACUAUGAGGGAUUGUUUUUUUUGGCGAGUGACAUCGCGAUGCACUCCACCAACGUCUGCGCCCACGCAGUCUACCUUUGGCAGGCGACAUGUUUGAAAGGUUCAAGAUCGUGUUAGGACAGUCAAUGAUACCACGACUAGUUGCGA
Microdochium trichocladiopsis is the source of this 1657-nucleotide messenger RNA. RefSeq names its product mitochondrial carrier domain-containing protein. Lineage: Eukaryota; Fungi; Ascomycota; Sordariomycetes; Xylariales; Microdochiaceae. Bases 267 to 1367 code for a protein of 366 amino acids. The record is from RefSeq and is a predicted model, not a curated record. Gene Ontology annotation, molecular function: transmembrane transporter activity. Gene Ontology annotation, biological process: transport. The transcript has 5 exons.